Molecule: messenger RNA, 894 nt
Organism: Phytophthora infestans T30-4
Lineage: Eukaryota; Oomycota; Peronosporomycetes; Peronosporales; Peronosporaceae
Product: Drug/Metabolite Transporter (DMT) Superfamily
Exons: 5
Coding region: 1-894 (297 amino acids)
Cellular component (GO): membrane
Source: RefSeq, a predicted model, not a curated record
AUGAGUGUGGGAGAAAACUCGAACGAAGCAGCGCCAUUGCUGCCCACCACGUCCGCCAACUCUACACCCGCCAAAGUUGAUGGAGAGCGCACUCCUCAUGCUCUUUUGGGCAUGACGUGCGUCGCGUUGGCGUCACUGUGCUUCAGCUUCAUGUCCACAUUCAUCAAGUACAUGACCUUUACCUUCUCGUCCAUGGAGGCCACAUUCUGGCGCUCACUCGGCGUGCUCGUCCUGUACGUCGAGCCGGAAUUUCGCAAGAUACUCGUCUAUCGCUGUAUUGCUGGCUUCGCUUGCAUGGGCGUCGCCUUUUACGCAAUGUCGCAAAUGGUGCUGGCCGACGCCAGCUCCUUGGUCUUCGUUAGCCCCGUACUCACCUUCUUCAUGGGUGCGCUGUUCCUCAAUGAGAAAAUCGACCCGAUUAGUCUGAUUAGCGCCGUCACCGCAUUUAUCGGCCUCAUCUGUGUUGUACGUCCGGGAUUCCUGUUCGGAUACGACCAUCCCACAGCGUCUACGGAUGGCUCCUGGCUCAAGGGUGUAAACGUGUUCGUGAUUGUGCACUAUUUCGCAUUGGUGAGUGUCAUUUUGACGAUGUUGUGGCUGGCACUAGUUCAGCAGUCCUUCUACAUCCCCGAAACGUUCCUGCUCUGGAGAGCGAUCAUCGGCACCGGCAUCGCUACGUUCGGCGGGCAAAUGUUUCUCACACGAGGCUUCCAAUUGGAAAAAGCAGGCGUUGCAGCGGUCAUGCGCUACUUGGACGUCGUCUUCGUCUUCCUCUGGGACUCGCUGAUUCUAGGCGAGCACAUUAACCACUGGAGCAUUGUCGGUGCGCUGGUGAUUCUCACUUGUGCAGUUAUCAUUGCGGUGCGGAAGAUUCAAUUGACCAUGCACGAGUAA